Molecule: messenger RNA, 357 nt
Organism: Fusarium falciforme
Lineage: Eukaryota; Fungi; Ascomycota; Sordariomycetes; Hypocreales; Nectriaceae
Product: Sm domain-containing protein
Exons: 2
Coding region: 43-357 (104 amino acids)
Cellular component (GO): NatC complex
Source: RefSeq, a predicted model, not a curated record
CCAACUCUACCACGCCCUCUAUUGAUUUCGCCGCCUGCGGAAAUGGACUCGGAGCAGGCUCGAGAAUACCUAUCGGGUAUUCUAAACAAGAACCUGCGUGUAUACACCACAGAUGGUCGCCUAUUCUGGGGUGCUCUAAAAUGCACCGACCCUGAUAGGAACAUUGUUCUUGCUCAUACAUACGAGUACCGGCAACCGUCAUCUAGGCAGCGUGCAGAAGCAGCCGAAAAGGCCGGUGGCGAAACAAUCAAGCUUGACAUGAGCUCCCGCUAUCUGGGACUAGUAGUGGUGCCUGGACAUCACAUCGUCAAGAUGGAGGUUGAGGAAUUUGCGAGCCAAAUGCGGAACCAGAUUUGA